Molecule: messenger RNA, 3015 nt
Organism: Cynocephalus volans (Philippine flying lemur)
Lineage: Eukaryota; Metazoa; Chordata; Mammalia; Dermoptera; Cynocephalidae
Gene: NAA16
Product: N-alpha-acetyltransferase 16, NatA auxiliary subunit
Biological process (GO): N-terminal peptidyl-methionine acetylation
Cellular component (GO): cytoplasm; NatA complex
Molecular function (GO): protein binding
Source: RefSeq, a predicted model, not a curated record
AGCGUGUUCUGCUCGGACUGCCUUCCCUUUCCAUUCACAGCCUUGCCAAACAGCCCUGCCCUGGCUGCCUAACUCUAGGCCAGUGAACUAACCGUCGCCCACGGUCCGACUCUCAGCGGCUGGUCCCGGUGCCCACCCCCGGUAAACGGAGAACCCGGGCACCCAGCCUCCCCGCCAGCCGCGAUGCCCAACGUGCAGUUGCCGCCCAAGGAGAGCAACCUCUUCAAACGCAUCUGGAAAUGUUAGGAACAGAAGCAGUACAAAAAUGGCCUCAAGUUUUGCAAGAUGAUUCUUUCAAACCCCAAAUUCGCUGAACAUGGAGAGACUUUGGCUAUGAAAGGAUUAACAUUGAACUGUUUAGGAAGAAAAGAAGAAGCAUAUGAAUUUGUUCAUAAAGGUCUUCGUAAUGAUGUAAAGAGUCAUGUCUGUUGGCAUGUAUAUGGACUCUUGCUGCAGCGUUCUGAUAAGAAGUAUGAUGAAGCUAUUAAGUGUUACCGAAGUGCCCUCAAAUUAGAUAAAGAUAAUCUGCAGAUUUUGAGGGAUCUCUCUCUCUUGCAGAUCCAUAUGAGAGACCUUGAAGGUUACCGAGAGACGAGAUAUCAGUUUCUUCAGCUGCGCCCAACACAAUGUGCUUCCUGGAUUGGAUAUGCUAUUGCAUACCAUUUGCUGAAAGAUUAUGACAUGGCACUAAACUUAUUGGAAGAAUUUAGACAAACUCAGCAAGUUCCUCCCAACAAAAUAGACUAUGAAUAUAGCGAACUGAUAUUAUACCAGAAUCAGGUGAUGAGAGAAGCAGAUCUAUUUCAGGAAUCUUUGGAACAUAUAGAAAUAUAUGAGAAACGAAUAUGUGAUAAACUUUUGGUGGAAGAAAUUAAAGGGGAAGUACUGUUGAAAUUGGGAAAAUUAAAAGAAGCCAGUAAAGUAUUCAAAAACUUGAUUGAUCGGAAUGCAGAAAAUUGAUAUUAUUAUGAAGGCCUGGAAAAAGCUCUGCAACUUAGCACUUUAGAAGAGAGGCUUCAAAUUUAUGAAGAAAUUAGUAAGCAGCACCCCAGAGCAAUUUCACCUAGAAGAUUACCUUUGAAUCUUGUCCCAGGUGAAAAAUUUAGAGAACUAAUGGAUAAGUUCCUGAGGGUUAACUUCAGUAAAGACUGCCCACCCUUGUUUACUACUUUGAAAUCUUUAUAUUACAAUACAGAAAAGGUUUCUAUAAUCCAGGAACUUGUUACUAAUUACGAAGCCUCUCUUAAAACAUGUGACUUUUUUAGCCCUUAUGAGAAUGGAGGGAAGGAGCCCCUGACAACACUACUCUGGGUUCAAUAUUUCCUGGCACAGCACUUUGAUAAACUUGGGCAAUAUUUUUUGGCUUUGGAUUAUAAUAAUGCUGCGAUUGCUAGCACUCCAACGCUAAUAGAAUUAUUCUAUAUGAAAGCAAAAAUGUACAAGCAUAUAGGUAAUCUCAAGGAAGCUUCAAAGUGGAUGGAUGAAGCACAGUCUUUGGACACAGCUGAUAGAUUCAUUAAUUCCAAAUGUGCAAAAUAUAUGCUUCGAGCAAAUAUGAUAAAAGAAGCAGAGGAAAUGUGCUCCAAAUUCACAAGGGAAGGAACAUCUGCCAUGGAAAACUUAAAUGAAAUGCAGUGUAUGUGGUUUCAGACAGAAUGCACUUCAGCUUAUCAACGUCUGGGGAAAUAUGGGGAUGCCUUGAAAAAAUGCCACGAAGUAGAAAGGCAUUUUUUUGAGAUAACCGAUGAUCAAUUUGACUUCCACACAUACUGCAUGAGAAAGAUGACCCUUCGUGCCUAUGUUGACCUUUUGAGAUUAGAAGAUAUACUCAGAAGACAUGCCUUUUAUUUCAAGGCUGCUAGAUCAGCGAUUGAAAUAUACUUGAAAUUAUAUGAUAAUCCCUCAAGCAAUGAAAGCAAACAACAAGAAAUAAAUUCAGAAAGCAUGUCAUCCAAAGAAUGGAAGAAAAUGCUUAGCAAGCAGAGAAGAGCUCAGAAAAAGGCUAAAUUAGAAGAAGAAAGAAAGCAUGCAGAAAGGGAAUGUCAACAAAAAAAUCAAAAGAAAAAAAGAGAUGAUGAAGAAGAAGAAGCCAGUGGUCUUAAGGAAGAACUUAUACCUGAAAAAUUAGAAAAGGUAGAAAAUCCAUUAGAAGAAGCCGUCAGGUUCCUUAUACCUCUUAAGAACCUUGUUGCUGAUAACAUUGACACUCAUCUAUUAGCAUUUGAAAUAUAUUUUAGAAAAGGAAAGUUUCUGUUAAUGCUGCAGUCUGUCAAACGAGCUUUUGCCAUCAAUAGUAAUAACCCAUGGUUACAUGAUUUAAUUAAAUUUUCUAAAUCUGUGUCUAAUUGUAGUAAUCUUCCAGACAUUGUGAACAGAGUUCUAUCUAAAGAAAUGCAGAAAAUAUUUGUCAACAAGGAUUUGGAAAGUUUUAAUGAGGACUUUCUCAAACAUAAUAGUGUCUCUCUUCAGCAUCUGCUUUCAGGUGCUAAAAUGAUAUAUUUUCUGGACAAAUCAAAGCAAGAUAAAGCAAUUGCGAUAGCAACUAGACUGGAUGAAACUAUAAAAGAUAAAAAUGUGGAGGCUUUAAUGAAGGUUUCUGAGGCACUGCUUGAUGGCAGCUUUGGGAACUGUAGUUCCCAAUAUGAAGAAUACAGGAUGGCCUGUCAUAACCUGCUUCCUUUUACAUAUGCUUUCCUGCCUUCUGUGAAUGAGGUCAACAGUCCUAGUGCGGCACUGAAUUAUACAGCUAACUACUAUGUCUUGGCAAAUGAAAUUUAAAAUCUGAAAGAAAGUUGACUCCUAGAGACUCAAAGCUGAAUUCAGAUCUGGGUUUCUUUUCCAAGGUGAACAGAUAAAUUGUGGUCUAUCCAUGCAGUGGAAUACUAUUCAGCAAGAAAAAGGAGUGAGUGAACUUACACAGAGCAACGUGGAUGAAUCUCAACGUAAUUACAGAAGAGAGAAUGUACUGUAUGAUUCCAUUUAUAUACAAUUCUAGAAAAUACAAGCUAAUUGACA